CCUCGAGCAAUCCACCCACCUCAGCCUCCCAGAGUGCUAGGAUUACGGGCGUGAGCCACCGUGCCCGGCCUACUUUUUUGACUCAAUUUCUAAUCUGUAAAGUAGGGGUCUCCUCGCUCGGGACUCCGGGCCUGAACGGCGGAGCCAGCCCGGCCCCUGCAGCCCGAAGGUUCCAGCCGCGGGAGCCCUGGAGGCGGCGGCGGCCCAGGAAGGAGCUUCAGCGCCGGGAGGAAAAUUCUUCCAAGGAUGGUCUCCCACUCAGAGUUGAGGAAACUUUUCUGUUCAGCAGAUGCAGUCUGUUUUGAUGUUGAUAGCACAGUUAUCAGAGAAGAAGGAAUUGAUGAACUGGCCAAAAUCUGUGGAGUCGAGGAUGCUGUGUCAGAAAUGACACGGCGAGCCAUGGGUGGGGCGGUGCCUUUCAAAGCCGCUCUCACUGAGCGCCUAGCGCUGAUCCAGCCCUCCAGGGAACAGGUGCAAAGGCUCAUAGCCGAGCACCCCCCGCACCUGACCCCCGGCAUCAGGGAGCUGGUAAGUCGCCUGCAAGAGCGAAAUGUUCAGGUUUUCCUAAUAUCUGGUGGCUUUAGGAGUAUCGUAGAGCAUGUUGCGUCAAAGCUCAAUAUCCCAGCAACCAAUGUAUUUGCCAAUAGGCUGAAAUUCUACUUUAAUGGUGAAUAUGCAGGUUUUGAUGAGACACAGCCAACAGCCGAAUCUGGUGGAAAAGGAAAAGUUAUUAAAUUUUUAAAGGAAAAAUUUCAUUUUAAGAAAAUAGUCAUGAUUGGAGAUGGAGCCACAGACAUGGAAGCCUGUCCUCCUGCUGAUGUUUUCAUUGGAUUUGGAGGAAAUGUGAUCAGACAGCAAGUAAAGGACAAUGCCAUGUGGUAUAUCACUGAUUUUGUAGAGCUUUUGGGAGAACUGGAAGAAUAAUACCAAUUUUUAUACAGCUCAUAACAACUUUGGAUUAAUUUUUAAAAGUUACCCAGAUUGAUAUAGUUUGCUUACAAUUGCCUAUUAGAACUUGAUAUAUAAAGUUGGUACUGAUUAUCUGUACUUUCAAGUAAACUACAGUUAGGAUUCCUAGAAGAUUUUUUUUUUAAAUUGUAGUUCCAAUAUUAUUAUGACCAUUGAUUUCCUGGAGAGUUUUAUAAUCUGAAUUCUUUAUGUAUAUUCCUAGCUAUAUUUUAUAUGAAGCCUUUUAAAGGUGAAUAGUAAAUUAAACAUCUUUACUCUUAG
Molecule: messenger RNA, 1230 nt
Organism: Lemur catta (Ring-tailed lemur)
Lineage: Eukaryota; Metazoa; Chordata; Mammalia; Primates; Lemuridae
Gene: PSPH
Product: phosphoserine phosphatase
Exons: 7
Coding region: 247-924 (225 amino acids)
Biological process (GO): L-serine biosynthetic process; dephosphorylation
Cellular component (GO): cytoplasm
Molecular function (GO): L-phosphoserine phosphatase activity; magnesium ion binding
Source: RefSeq, a predicted model, not a curated record